Messenger RNA from Chaetura pelagica (chimney swift), 651 nucleotides. RefSeq names its product neuferricin. The coding region runs from base 1 to 651 and encodes 216 amino acids. The transcript is spliced from 3 exons. Lineage: Eukaryota; Metazoa; Chordata; Aves; Apodiformes; Apodidae. The record is from RefSeq and is a predicted model, not a curated record.
AUGUCACACCACUUCCUUAAGAGUUUUCCAACAACUCUUCCUCCUCAAUGGGAUACCGACGAGCUACCCAACCACUUCACUGCAGGUUUUGAAGAGCAACAAGGGAAUGAAGUCUGGUCAAGCCUAGACUGGCUGGUACCCUCACCAAGCACCUCGGGAGCUGCUGCUGCAAGAACUUCCCACCCCAGCGGCAGAAACAUCCUGGUCAACACACAUUUUAUACCGUGCCGAGCACGAUCGGCGAGAGCAGGGAAGCUGGUGGGCAGAUUCUAUGAUGAAGAUGGGGCACCAACAGAAGCCUUGAGGCAGGCUGAGGCUGCCAUCGAGGAGGCUCUGAAGUUCCAAGCAGAAAGUGAGGACAUGAAGCAGCAGUUUCCCCCCUGCAACUCUGAAUGGAGCUCUGCAGGGGGCACCCGGUUCUGGUGCUCCACACAGAGUGGGGGAGUGAGCAGAGCCUGGGCUGGAGUUCCCCGGCAGCUCUACCGACCUGGCGCCAGGGGCAGCCACUGCGUGUGUGUGAGGACGGAGGGUCCCCCCUGGGGCCACCCCCCCUCUGCCCAGCACCCCGACAGGGGCGACCUGGAUGACCCGCAGCUGGAGGAGUACGAGGGCUGCCCCCCGCGGGCCCAGCAGUGUCUGCUCAGGCUGUGA